UAGUUUGGCGGUUGGGUGGGGGAUGGAAAAAGCGUAAGCGUAUCAACGGUGUUAUUUUGUCAACAAUAAUCAGAAAAUAAUCGUCCCGUGGUGAUUGAAAAUCAUUACAGCAUCCACAGGCUAAUGAAAAAAUGCAGUGAUAGCUGCCGCGAUGUGGUUGCGAAGUGAGCACGUAGGAAGACGUCUCCGCGGUCGCAUCACGUCAAUCUCCAAGCUCCCUCGAUUGCAGACCCCGGGUGUUCGAAAGGUUCCAGCGACGAACAACAGCAGCCAACGAGUAAGUACAUCGAGUCGUUGCAAUCGUCUCUCCCGUUGGCGUCGUCGUCCCCCGUCCCUGUUGAAAGAAGCCUGCAAGGAGAAUGUCCUACACUUCUCGAAAGCUCCUCCAACACGUCGAGGUCCUCGGCUGCGCAAGCCGAUAAAGCGCUCAAUGGUGACGUCGACGCCAGCUCGUCGUCCCCAAGAGCCCAAAGAUCCCCCCAAGAACUCUGAAGAAUCCAAGGAAAAUUGGACACUCUUUCCCAAUCAGAGCGAGCCAAAUGUCCCGAAAAUUGUGUCUCCGGAGGCUCAGGACUCCUCCAAACAGAUCACCGAGCUUCUCUCACGAUCUCUAGACCCCACUCAGGAUCUCUCAACUCUUCUCCAAGAGGACUCCACCGAGGAUCCCGAAAACCCGCCUCAGAACUCCGUUUUAUCAGUCGUGGAUAUUCUCUCCCUUCACUACUCCGCAAUCUGCACAACCGAACAGACGGACGACUACUACACCAACUUCAUGUCAUGCAGCUCUUCCUCAAGUCUGUCAACGAGCUCAUCCAGUUUCUCCCGUGGAUUCUACCCCCCGUCGUCCAGUCAAAAGUACUACGAGAACGAUUACCCGAAGUCGAGCAAUCUGUCGUCAACACUUGUCGACACCCCAACACCCCUCGAAUACCAAAAUUCCGAUGACAAUGGCAAUUUGGAGGAGAAAUACCAGGAAGUGGAGUACCAGGAGAUCAAGUACAUGGACGUGGGCUCAGAGGAAAUCGUCGAGUCAUGCGAAAUGGUAACGCAGGUUCAAGACGACUGGCUGCCCUUCGAUCCUUAUGUAUUCAUCAAACACCUGCCACCACUGACACCAGCAAUGAGGGCCAGGUGUCCAGCGCUACCCCUCAAGACUCGAUCGAGCCCUGAAUUCAGUCUUGUUCUCGAUCUUGAUGAGACUCUCGUUCACUGCAGCCUUCAGGAGCUCUCUGACGCCGCCUUCAGAUUUCCCGUUGUCUUUCAGGACGUAACAUACACGGUUUUCGUUAGAACGCGGCCCUUCUUCAGGGAAUUUUUGGAACACGUCGCUGGACUCUACGAAGUCAUUCUGUUCACAGCUAGUAAGAGGGUUUAUGCUAAUAAACUGAUGAAUCUUCUUGAUCCCACCAGGAAACUCAUCAAGUACAGGCUCUUCCGGGAACACUGUGUCUGUGUUAAUGGGAAUUACAUCAAGGAUCUUUCUAUUCUUGGGAGGGAUCUGUCCAAAACUGUUAUUAUUGAUAAUAGUCCACAGGCUUUUGGUUAUCAGUUGGAGAAUGGUAUUCCCAUUGAAAGUUGGUUUGCUGAUAGAAAUGAUAAUGAGUUGAUGAAGCUUCUACCAUUUUUAGAGAAUUUAGUUAACUGGGGGGGCGAUGUUAGACCGCAUAUUAGAGAACAAUUUCGAUUGUUCAGUUUUCUUCCACCUGAUUAAUUUUUUUUCCACAAGGGUACAUAUCCGAAGGAGCACAAAUCGCUGAUUUUGUGGCAUUUAAGGGGACAGGGCUCAGAGGACUGGUUAGAUAUGGAAUUUUAUGUUAAAGUUGAAGAACCUGAUGUAAAAAUCUGUUGGAUUUCUAAAGGCUUUAUUACAGCAGACUUUCUUUUACAAAAAAAUCACGAAUUUCUUUAUGUGAAUGAUCCUUUCUGGCCUGGUUCCUACAAGAUGAACAAAUUUCAAGAGCCGUCUUUCAGAUUUUUUCAUCCGGAUUUCAUGAAUGUUUUUUUUAUCCCCGAGCCCUUGCUUGUUCUUAUCCCGAAAAUGCGUGGGUUAACGCGAAAAUUGUCAGAAGGAUUUUUUUAAGCCCAUAAAAUUGACAAAAGCUCUUCUGCAACGUUUAUCCGUAUGAUUCAGCAUUUAAGAAAAAGUUGAAGAAGGAACUGGUUUUAAUGCGCUUCACCUCUUCACGACUGAAUCAUUAAUAUUAUUUAGGAAUCUUGGAAUACCGUCAAUAACCUGUCAAUUGUCACUGCUCCAGUAUCUGUGCAUUUCGUCAUUUCCAGUGAAAAUUUUAUUGUAAGAGUUCUAGACGAAAGUUGCACCAGAUUGUCUACUUCAAAGCUACAUUUCAUACAUUCGAGCUAAGGGUAAAAAUAAUAGGCAUCGGACAACUGCUAGAAACUCAAACUAUUUUCAAUUAAAUAAUGAGGUAUCUACACUGACAGCCAAAGUAGCAGCCACUAAUGGUCGCCAUAUUCUCUGUGUCCAGAUAUUGUCAUUAUCUUAUUUGCGGGCAACAUAACCUAUCACAAUUUUUUUUCGUUUAUUUCUAGGUAUUUUUAAUUGCGAAGGUGAUGGCAAUAAUCGGGUUAUUGACAGUAAUUCCGAGUCAGUGUAAUGUUUUAUCAUUCAAGACAGUACCAGACGUACAAAAACCCUGAAAUUCCAUUCACUAUUUUCCUCUUAUCAAUCUACUAAUAUAAACCACUUCUUUCGCAGUAGUUUAAUAUAAAAAAAACUUAAAUGUCAUAUAUUACACGGAAAAGAACAAAAAUCUUUUAACAAAAACGAAGCAAUGACACAAAUGUAUAGUCAUUUAAGAUUCGAAUUCUCAUCACGGGUGCGACACGUGGGAAAGAAUUUUUAAACAAAAUUGAAUUUUUAUUCCUGAAGACGGAAACAACAAUGUUAAAGGGGUAAGUAUAGAAUUGAUAAAUAAAACAUCAGUGCAUAUUUAGUAAUAAUUGUCAUGAAUGGGCCGUAAUGAACAAAAUUACUAGACGAGGGGUUACAGAGGUGUUUUAGAUAAAUUUGGGAAGGACUGACCGACGUCUUCAAGUUCCUGUUUUUUCCUUUGGGCAUAAUUAAUCGAGGAAUUGUUAGGAAUUCUUUACAAACAAUAUUUUUUAGAAAUAUUUUUUUACUGUUUUUUUGUUCUGUGGAGACGAGAGGAGAUUCCGGUGACCGUAGUAAUAAUUUUUUCUGUGCAAUUGUUUACACAAUAUUGAUUUCAAUUAAUUUCUACUCCGUCGUUUUUCUUGGUAAUUUUAUUCUUCCCUCACUUAUCAUUAUUUCUCUGAGAUGGAAAAAAAAUAAAAAAUGAAUUUAAUGCAUAAACUAAUCAUAAGAAAUAGGUAAAGAAAUUGAACCAUAUAGCUGCUUCCCUGGGGACUGGACUGAAAGGAGAAUUAUUGAUGUUUCACUUUUACUUUUUGAUGAUUUAAUUUGAAAAAAAAAAAAUUCAAAAUAUUUGUCACGUGUCCAAUUGAUUUCCUCCAUUUUUCCAAUGAUUUUGUUCUCAUUUCGGUUAUCAUGCAUAAUAUGAAUCAAUUAAGAUUAUAAAUGAAAAGAAUUUUGAAGAGAUAUUGACAAUUUUACUCUUCUCAGUUCAGUAAACACCCAUCAACGGAAAAUAAAUCAAUAUAUAAAAUAAAACACAUGAAUUAUUGUAUAUCAAAAUGAUGAUUUAAUCACUAUUGUUAAACGUAAGGUACGAAUGAAUUGUUACAUUACUCAAACAGUUGAGUAUCUCAAAAGAAAUGUGAUUAAUUUCAUUUUCAAAUCCCAUGGUGAAUAUCAAACCAGAAAGUGUAGAUGUUUUUACAAAUAUUAUUGUAUCAGUCUUACAAUUAGUUUGUAAUUGAUUUUAUCGCACAGACUUUAAUUUUCCACUGAAUAACUAUCAGUUGAAUCAAUAUUCAUUACACAAUAUGUACCUAGAAAUUUAUCUCAUAAAUAUAUAUGAAAUGUAAGAAAAAAUACAAUUUUUUUUAUUCUA
Diachasmimorpha longicaudata is the source of this 3995-nucleotide messenger RNA. RefSeq names its product CTD small phosphatase-like protein 2-B. The record is from RefSeq and is a predicted model, not a curated record. Bases 152 to 1711 code for a protein of 519 amino acids. The transcript has 2 exons. NCBI's taxonomy places the organism in Eukaryota, Metazoa, Arthropoda, Insecta, Hymenoptera, Braconidae. Gene Ontology annotation, molecular function: phosphoprotein phosphatase activity.